Drosophila hydei is the source of this 3055-nucleotide messenger RNA. It is a transcript of the gene gol, whose product is annotated as protein goliath. The record is from RefSeq and is a predicted model, not a curated record. The transcript has 8 exons. NCBI's taxonomy places the organism in Eukaryota, Metazoa, Arthropoda, Insecta, Diptera, Drosophilidae. The coding region runs from base 1017 to 2900 and encodes 627 amino acids.
CAGAAGCAGCCGUCAACGACAACUGAGUGAAAGAUAAUAUAUCGCCAGCGAACCAACCACAAAGUGGUUGGCGAUGUGUUGAAGAGAACAAAUAUGAAAUUUAUAUACAAAUAUAUUAGGUGCAACAGUCUCUAAUUCUGCCAAAGACUAUAUCGAAAGGAAGCAUGGAAAUACUUAAGCGCGUGAGAACCAAUCGUCGUACGAAAAACUCUCCAUCAAAAAGUUGGCCAGCUCCAGAUUUCACACCACAAAUAGUAUGCUAACUGGGCAAAGUUUUAUGCGACUUUGCUGUCGUGUUGUGCGGUUCGCAUUUCCCAUUUUCCUGUUUUCGCAUUUAAUUACCAAUAUAAUCCCUUAGACACGAGUGCAAUCGACAUGACAGCCUUGAAAGUUUUGCUCCUUUGCCAAUUCCGCUCGACGAAAUGAAUCGACUUGAGCUGGCUCUCUGCAGCCUGCAGCUGACAGUCGACAGCCAACAGUCGACAGUUGAGUCAAGUCAAGAGCCAUGAUCCAAGUCGAAAUGUGCUAAUGGAGCCCCAAUUGCCAAGCAGCGGGAGGUCAAGCACCCUGGACACUUAGAGCAGGCUUAUUCAGUCAGCGUUCAGGAAGAAUCAAAAACUAACUGAAUUGAAAGCAAAUUUCUUAAUAUCGAAAAAUAAACGAGUUGAAACAUUCAGAAAUCGAAAUGUGAAGAAGUUACACAAAAAUAUUUGUCAAAAUUGUCAAUUAAUAAAAGGUUAAAAUUACAACGCCAAGCAAAAAACUCUAGUUAUUCUAAGCUAUUUAAGUUCACUUUCGGCCUCAAGUCCAUUGUUUCAGUAUGAUUAAAUAUCAUUGUUAAAUUUUAGAUGCAGAUAAAUACUACGAAGAGCUACGCCUUAACAAGUUAAACGACUCUGGUAAACCUCGCAGUUGUAGGAGCAAAUGUUGCGCAGUAUUUAGACAUACGAAACGCUUGUAAACCGGAUAGAGCUGUAAGGCAAAUAAAAAAAGAGUAAGAGAUCUCCAGCCGGGCUAUGUACUGCCAGGAAAUGCUGCUGCUGGCAUGCCUUGUGCUGCUGUUGGGUGGUCAGCCCCACUUGACCUCAACCACAACGACGACCACUUUGGUGGCGGCCAUGACGAUUGCGAAUCAGGAUCUGGAGCGAUAUUUUCGACCAGCGAAUGCGACGCACUCGUAUACCAGCAUAGGCGAGGAGCGCCUCACUAUGGACUUUUACAACUUCGCCUUUCUCAAUUGGUCCUAUGUGGAUAGCCAGAACAUUGGCAGGGAAGUCGACUUUUCCGAAGAGAAAGCCCGCUACGGCGAGGGCCGUGUGCUUAAUGUGACUGGACGUCUGAUUCACAUUAGCACCGCUGAUGAUAUUAGCGACGAUUUUGCAUGCACACCCUAUAUACGCGGCACCCUCGGCAUGCCGCUGCCCGACAAAGGCGUGACAUGGAUUGCGUUAGUGCGACGCGGACGUUGCACGUUCGAGGAUAAGGUGAAGCAUGUGCAUCAGUACAACGCCGCCGGGGUCAUAAUCUACAAUGAUAAGCAGGUUAUGCAGCUGGAGAAGAUGCAGAUCAAGAAUAAGAAUCGCAAUAUUGCUGCUGUGAUUACGUAUCAAGCGAUUGGACUCGAUCUGGCCAGCACCGUUGACAAAGGAAUUAAUGUAACCAUUUCCAUUAUCGAGGGACGACGGGGUGUGAGAUCUGUCAGUAGUUUAAAUCGCACUUCUGUUCUAUUUGUGUCGAUAUCGUUCAUUGUGCUAAUGAUUAUUUCGUUGGUGUGGCUUAUCUUUUACUACAUACAGAGAUUCCGUUAUAUGCAAGCAAAGGAUCAGCAGUCGCGCAAUCUUUGCUCAGUAACAAAGAAGGCCAUUAUGAAAAUUCCAACUAAGACGGGCAAGAUGACCGAUGAGAAGGACUUGGACAGUGACUGCUGUGCCAUAUGCAUUGAGUCCUACAAGCCCGCUGAUAUAAUACGCAUACUGCCCUGCAAACACGAGUUCCACAAGAACUGCAUCGAUCCAUGGCUGAUUGAGCAUCGCACCUGCCCCAUGUGCAAGCUGGAUGUGCUCAAGUUCUACGGCUAUGUGUUUCUGGGCAGUGAGGAGAGCAUCUUGGAGUAUGAGCCGGAGCGGAUCGCCCGCAACGUCAAUUCCCCGAAUCCUGCGAUUGGUGUGACUCAGGAAACAGCGACGUCGAUGGCGAUGGCAGCGGCGCCAGCGACACAGGCUCCAAUCCAGUCGAGCGCCUUGGCCGAUCUGAUACGCAGCCGCGACUUUGUGAUAGAUUUCCCGCGCGUCUUUGUCCUGAACAGCGGCAGCGUGGUAGGUGCCCGCGAGAUGCUCUUCCCAACCCGCUUGCCAGAACGAUCGCAGAGCUCGUUGUCGUUGCGACAGGCACGCGACUGGAUGGCUCAGAUGAGCAACAAGCUGGAGGAGCAGCAGGGCCUGCGACGUCUGCGCAAGGAUGAAAUGCAGCAGCAACUGCUAAGUACCAGGGACUCAGCUCGGCAACGUCGCUCGCGCUCCGCUGAUGGACGCUAUGCGACCGGGUGCUUUGGUCGUCAGCGGCAGUCGGUGGGGCAGGCAGCAGCAACCAGCACGUUGCCACAGCCUGAGGUGGGGCAAUUGCGACGUACCAGCUCCACUCAAACGCUGCAGCAGCUGACGGAUGCCUCGUAUGCCCAGUCGCGCCAGAAGCAGCGGGAAACCUUCGACUUUGCACGCACUCGUCGCCGCUUCAUGGGACGGCAGGACGACGAGAUAUCCUUGCAAUCGCUGCCUAGACGUGUCGCACCUCUACCUCCCGCCCCCGCUCCCGCCCAUCCACAGCGUGAGCGUGGCGAGACUGAGGCCAGCGAUUACAUCACCAUCCAGGUGAAUGGAGAGGGCGUCGAUCUCAAUGAGUAGUCGAGUUGACUGCCAACGCUCGCAACGUCUCUGUAGAUUUGUAAAAAGUAUUCUGUUUAAAGUGUAAAUUAUACUGCUGUUAUCUCUAUAUCGCUUAAAAUACCCUGUAAUAUUAUUCGCUCCUGCGAGAAUUAAAUAUAAUACUUUUGCUUUGC